AUGGAGAGCGCCGCAAAGCGCAAAGCUGCCACUGCAGCGUCGCCCGAAAACGAAGGUCGCCCAUCGAAGCGCCAGAAAGUGCCGGAAUCACCAGCAUCCCCCACCACGGGGGAGACUGUGGAAUCUACAACGGCUGCGGGCCUGAAAUUCCUAGAGAGCUUGAGAUCAGCAAAGGACAAGACUGGCCGUCCGAUCGCGACGCAUUUCCUCGAGCUCCCAGACAAGAAUGAGAUUCCCGAAUACUAUGAAGUCAUCAAGCUUCCCUUCUCGAUUGAAUCUAUGGAGGAGAAGCUGAAUGCUGGAGGAUAUUCUACUCUGGCGGAAUUGGAGAGUGACUGUAAACGGCUGGUUAACAAUGCGAAGGUAUACAACGAUAAGAAAUCUCCCCUCUACGAGGAUGCAGAGCGAUUACGAAAGACGGCGUCAAACUGGAUGGUCAGGAACAAUCCCGCAUACAAGAAGCCAGGUUACACUGCGAUGGCUACUCCGGUGCCAGGAGAAGAUCCUCUCCCACCUGGCAGGCCUCUACCACGGGUUUCGUUGACCCCCUCCAAGAUUCACACACCGACUCCAGAUACUACAGAGCGGCCACGACGAGCUGCAGCCGCUACCCAGCCUACAACGCCCGCGCCGUCAAAGCUCAAGAAAUCAGCGCCGCCGGUCGCGCAGGAUGAGGGCACCGACUUUACAGGCAAGACCUUCCAGCAAGCUCAGGAGCAGCUCAUUACAGAUAUGAUUGAGUACACAGACCAAGAUUUGCAGAUUUUCCAGCCCUUUGUCAAUCUGCCUAGCCGGGCGCUGAAGGAUUACUAUCAAGCAAUCAAACAUCCCAUGUGUCUUUCUUUGGUCAGGAAGAGGGUACAGGGUGUGGUUGGCCGCGGCCCACCGACUGGCACGACCUCCUACAAGACUUGGUCUGCUCUGGAGAGUGAUGUUGCCUUGGUUUGGGAGAACGCAAAAGAGUACAAUGAGGAUGGUAGUGACAUCUACAACCUUGCCCUUGAGUUCGAGGGAAUAUUCAAGAUGCGACUUGCAAAAGCCAAAGCCAAAGUCGAGGAACCGCCGCAGCCGACGAAGCUGAAGCUCAACAUGUCUACGGCUCCUAAUCCUACUCCAAAGCAGACCAUGAAGCUCAAGUUGGGCAGUCGCCAGAGUCCCAUUUCAGAUCCAAACACUCCCGCUGCUCGCAGCUCAGCGACCCCAGGUGUCGCCGUGGACUCUGAAGCUCUCUCGCGCCAAUCGCGGCAUGUGCAGGAAAGUGUAGCUGGUAGCCGGUCAUCGCGGCCUUCGUCAGCCGGCAAAAACACGCCCUCUGCUACACCAAAUCCGAUCAGUAGCACCCGCGGUGCCUCUGCCUCGAUACCUGCGCCGAGUAACCCCGUCGCGAAGACGGUGGCGGCAUCAUCGCCGGCUCCCAAUGGCAUAAAGACUGAUGUCCAGUCCCCAGCGUUGAACGCAAUCAGGCCAGCCAGCACCGCAUCGGACAAUCAAAGCCAGAGACUCAGCGUUCCCGCUCCAAAUCCUCAAGUCGCCGGCGCUACGCCAUCACAGAAUGCAUCACGGCCUGCAAGCGGCAGUCCUCAUCCUAACGGCGUUGCCAACCAGCCAGGCCAACCAGGCGCGGUCCAACCUCCACAACCCCAAGUCCCUGUCGCUCCCUACGUCCCGCCACCCGUAGCUCCGAACUACGACAACUUCCGCCGUACCCCCCUCAAAUCCCUCGACGAAGCCCUCAUCCCCAAGAUCACCCUCUCCACGCCCCCGUCCCUCCCAGUCGCCCAGCCCUUCCGCAAGACCCUCACCGCCCACCCCAAGAAAAUCACAAUAUCCUACACCCUGAACCUCGCCCCCGGAAACUCCUACCUACACAUCGUGCCGUCCCUCCCCGUCGCCCUGACCGGCCGCCCCUACCGCGCCUUCGUCUCCAUAAACGGCAACCGCAUCAUGGAGUCCUCGCGCCUGCCCCAAAACCUCAACGGCAUGCCCCCCAACUUCGACGCCUCGGCCGGCAAAAAGAAAGGCGAGCCCCUCUACGAAGCGAAACUCAUGCUCGGCCUCAACCGCAUCGAGAUCGAAGUCAUCGCCGAACGCGAGCGUUCACGCGGAAAGGAGAAAGAGAAAGACGGCCCCGCAAGCGUCGUCGCGUCCAAGGAAACGCAAGCGAUCAAGGACGGCGGAGAGGAGAGCGACGCUGCUGCCAACGGCGCAGACGCCACGCCAGCGGGGCUGAAGAAGGAGAAGGAGCUCGUGGACGUGGAGAAGUGCGUCAUCUUCGCUAACCUGAGACGAUGA
Molecule: messenger RNA, 2292 nt
Organism: Aaosphaeria arxii CBS 175.79
Lineage: Eukaryota; Fungi; Ascomycota; Dothideomycetes; Pleosporales
Product: Bromodomain-containing protein
Exons: 8
Coding region: 1-2292 (763 amino acids)
Biological process (GO): chromatin remodeling
Cellular component (GO): RSC-type complex
Molecular function (GO): protein binding
Source: RefSeq, a predicted model, not a curated record